Messenger RNA from Mesitornis unicolor (brown roatelo), 909 nucleotides. RefSeq names its product ring finger protein 186 (gene RNF186). The record is from RefSeq and is a predicted model, not a curated record. Gene Ontology annotation, molecular function: ubiquitin protein ligase activity. Gene Ontology annotation, biological process: protein ubiquitination. Lineage: Eukaryota; Metazoa; Chordata; Aves; Mesitornithiformes; Mesitornithidae. The transcript has a single exon. The coding region runs from base 1 to 909 and encodes 302 amino acids.
AUGGAGAAAUCCACCGACAAGCUGAACCAUGAAAGCGGAUCGACGGCUCCUGCUGGAAAGGACAGCCCUGCACCCGUGGCAGAAGGUGCUGCAGAAAUCAGCAGGGCAGGACCCUCAGCAGAAAACGCUGCAGAUGUGAAGAGGCUGGGAUGCACCGAAGAGUGUAUCAAAGAAACGGAGAAACCAUUGGGCACAGAGCCCGACAGUCCUGAUGCCUUUAAACCAGUGAUUUUGGAAAGCGACUGUCCAAACUCAGAGCCUCUUGUUAUGCUAACGAACAAAACCUGUGCCGAAGUACACGGUUUUGAAAUGAACCGCCAGUGUUCAACGACAACACCUGUUGAUAUGGACUGCCUGGUCUGCUUCAACAAGUACAACAUCUACAGGGUCCCAAAGCUGCUGGACUGCCAGCACGCCUUCUGCGCGGUCUGCCUCAAGCUGAUCCUCCGCAAAGAGGAGAGCACCUGGAUCAUCACCUGCCCCCUGUGCAGAAAAGCCACCUUUGUGUCAGGAGGACUCGUCCGCACCCUGCAAAAUAAAGACGACAUCAUGGAGCACUUGGAAAACGCCGAUUUAAAUCCUGACGUACACGUCUCUGCCAUAGGGCUGGACAGCAAUAGCUGGAUUCAGACCAGCCAAGACGUUUUAUUUGGAGAGGAAAAUGUUCCGGCAGACAACAGGCUGGCUCUCCAGAGACUCGUGCUGCUCCUGCUGCUCCUGGUGAUUCUCACUAUCCUCAUCCUCCCGUUUAUACACUCCGGGCUGAUUAAAUGGGUAAUUUGUCUCAUGCUUACUUUGGGGUUGGUCAUGUCUAUGGUGCUUUGCUGCACUCCUAAAUUCUACUGGAGGUGUAACAGGGACUCGCUCACCUCCUGCCACAAGCAGACCCACAUCACUGCUAUCGCCUGA